Mycosarcoma maydis (corn smut) is the source of this 3177-nucleotide messenger RNA. RefSeq lists its product as uncharacterized. Lineage: Eukaryota; Fungi; Basidiomycota; Ustilaginomycetes; Ustilaginales. The transcript has a single exon. Gene Ontology annotation, molecular function: hydrolase activity. The coding region runs from base 1 to 3177 and encodes 1058 amino acids. The record is from RefSeq and is a predicted model, not a curated record. Gene Ontology annotation, biological process: nucleotide catabolic process.
AUGCCUGUCACACUCCCCAUCAUCCACUUCAACGAUGUCUAUCGCGUUCGACAGAAGGACAAAAAAUCCGGCGGUACCAUCGGAGCAGACCAGUUUGCAGCCAAGAUUCAAUCCAUCCGCGAAUCAUGGGGCGAGCCAUCGGAUCUUUCGAAUCUCGCCCCUCCACCACCAACUUUGUCACCAGCCUCCGGUUCGCGCGACUGGACACAACAUUCCACCUCUCGAGAACGCAAGGGACUCGUGCUCUUUAGCGGCGACCUCUACUCGCCCUCGGUGGAAAGCAGUGUGACACGCGGAACGCAUCUGAUCCCGGUCAUCAAUGCGAUGAACCUCGACUGCGCCUGUUUGGGCAAUCACGACUGGGACUUUGGCUACCCGCAUUUGCAGACGUUGAUGGCGCAGAACAACUUUCCAUGGUUGUUCAGCAACGUGGUCGAUCGAUCCGGAAAGACGGACGAGCAGAACAGGGAUUGCAGCAGUUGGGAUGAGGAUUUUCAGGAUGACGAUGCACAGGUCCAGGGUACGUUGCGGUACUGGACGACGGUGGUACAGGGUGUCAAAGUAGGCUGUAUCGGUAUUGUCGAAAAAGAGUGGAUUGCUACGGUGCCCAGCUUUCCACAGGGCUUCGUUUACAGAAAUAUGGUCAAAACCGCGCAAAAGCUCAGUCGUACAUUGCGUGAUCCUACAGGCGAAGCAUGCGAGCUCAUCAUCGCUAUCACGCACAGCCGUCUGCCUAACGAUAUCGACUUUGCCAAUGCGGUUGGCGCGGUCUCGAACCCAGACGCCAACUCUCACGGUGUAGAUCUCGUACUGGGUGGUCACGACCACAUCUAUUACGUUGGAAACGGAGCUUCAAGCUUUCAAGGCGACGAGUUUGCGCGCGGGGAACCGGGAACGGAAAACGACAAGGCGACCAUGGUCGUCAAGUCAGGCACCGACUUCCGCGACCUUUCGGAGCUUCGACUGGAGCUCACAGAUCGAAACGACUCGGCUGUGCGUAAACGGACGAUCAGAUCGCUCAGCGUACAACGCUACCGCACGUCCACGUCGGACGCUACGUCUCCCCAGCUGAAAGCGAUGCUCGAUGAUCUGCUUGCCAAAAUCUCGAAAUCCACCUCGCAAAGCGUAGCCUACACGCUCACGCCAUGGGACGUGCGCUCUGAGAAGGUGCGAACUGACGAAUCCGCAUUCGGCAAUUUUGUAGCCGACGUGCUUAUGAACUCGUACGAAGAGGUGCUGCGCGAACGCGACAAUCGCGGCGAACUGAGCGAGAAACGACCGGCGAGCACACGCGAGGUGGACUGCGCGCUGAUCUGCGGUGGAAGUCUGAGAGGCGAUCAGAUAUAUGGACCUGGCAAGAUCGCAUUAUCGGACGUGCUCGAGAUCUUGCCAUUUGAAGAUGCAGUGGUAUGCAAGGAGUUGAAGGGCCAAGAUAUCUGGGAUGCGUUGGAGAACGGAUUGUCGAUGUAUCCGAAGCAGGAGGGACGCUUUCCGCAGGUGGCGGGAAUGAUGGUCAAGUGGGAUUCCAGCAAGCCGCCGGGCAACAGGUUGGUGAGUGUCGAAUUGCUUGACAACCCACUCGACACUCCUCCACCGCAGCAGGGUGAUCGAGACGAUAUGCAGAAUCACAAGCUCAGUCAAGACGACGCUGAAUCCAAUGUUGGAAAGCUGCGUCGGUUUUCCGUGACCAAGCUUCCUUCAGGAGGAUACGAUGUCGAAGUGCAUCGACCAGCGUUGGUCAGUCGAGGACCUCUCGAGAUGGAAAAGACGUACCGCGUCGUCACGCGCGAGUAUCUUGCGGAAGGAUACGACGGAUUUGAGGCGUUGAAGAGGGGCUCUUUUGUGGUGGAUCACGAGAAUGGUCAGCUUAUGUCGGCAAUUGUGCGCAAAUUCUUGUUGGGCGCGAGUUAUCUAUGGCGGAUGAAGCAGAUGCGACGAGCGCAGGCUGAGAACGCUGCAUCGGUUUCCAGCCAUGGUGAUGCGUCCGGUGCAGGACAAGAUCCGCAAGCGAGCAGCGACCAAGAUCGGGUGCGCCAGGAGGACGACAAGAUGGAUACGCUAAGCAAGCGCACACGGAUCGCCAUCUCGCGUGCGCGAUCGCUAAACCUGCUUCAACGUUCGAUCCAUCCCAACUCGGACUCGAGCCAUGCGGCUUGUACGCCGGUGAAGCAGAGUGCGUCGGCUAUGGCAUCGUCGGACACACUCGACAAGGGGUGGCGUAUGGUCGUCGAUCAGUCGCCUGGAGGGUUUCGCGAUGCUUUGCACGUUGGAGGUUCCGAGCACCACUCGCAGUUCGACCGUGUGCACAGACGCUUCAACGAGGCUCUGCCUGCUUACACGGGCAGCGCAGCCACUUGUUCCGACGAUGCUGCAUCAUCGGUGGAUGCGCACGGUACCGAGACUGGCAAGCGCGAUGCCAAACGUAUGCGCAUGCAUUCUGCUGAUGACGCGACCAUCGAGAAUGCGCUAUUCGACGCAACGCUCACGUCGAGUUUGGCGGGACAGAUCAAGGAUCUGCUGAGAUUGGUGAUGCGAGCAGCGCAAGUGGACGGAAAACUGUACGAUGCAUCGUCAUCGCCGAGUGCGGCGGCUGCGGUACAGGACGACGAUGAUGUUUUGGGGAGUGCCAAUAUCGCACUCGGUAGUAUCGUCGACGAUGAGGCUGAUGCUGAUGCGACACUCGCGUUGCUUGCUUCUGGUAGCUUGGACCGUGCGGCUCGAGGUGCACCGACACAGUUGAGCAAAGAGAUUGUCGAGAAAGCCACCGAGUUGCGCUCGACAUUUGCGCGUCUCGAGAGCGCUGCGCGCGCGCUCCCCGCCGGCAUGCACAUGAACCUCACGCAACAGCAACACCUCGUCGACCUUCUGCAACGUUUCACAGCGCGACAAAAUGCCAACUCGAUACACCUCAAUCAUGCUUCAAAUACACGCUUCCACGACACACACAUCGAGUCGCACAACUUCCACCAUGGCCCUGUGGCGUCCACGUCGUUCCACCUAGAUCAGCACCAGAUGGAUCAGUUGCAAUCCGACAUCCGAUCCUCUGCCACCACGAAUCAAGCGCACAACACGCAUCGCAACAACCGCAUUGAUACAGAUGAAGAGACGUCCAACUUGGCGUUUGUUUCGCCGCUAGUCGAUGGCAGGUUGGUCGACAUUGCUCGUCCAUCAACUUGA